Messenger RNA from Lachancea sp. 'fantastica', 2097 nucleotides. The record is from the annotation of a GenBank genome assembly. Lineage: Eukaryota; Fungi; Ascomycota; Saccharomycetes; Saccharomycetales; Saccharomycetaceae.
AUGACUCUAGAAACACCCUCGCCGAAUGAAACGUCACAUCCUUCGCAAGAUUACGUUCUAGUAACUGGUGGUGCAGGAUACAUUGGGUCUCAUGCUGUAUUUGACCUGAUCGAAAAUGGCUACAAGUGUGUGGUGGUCGAUAAUCUCAGCAAUUCAUGCUACGAACCCAUAGCCAGGAUCCAGGUUCUCACAAAGAAAGAGAUACCUUUCUUUAAAGUUGACCUGGUGGAUCGCGUGGCACUGGAGAGUGUGUUUGAACAAUACCCAAUUGAUUCUGUAAUUCACUUUGCAGGAUUAAAGGCUGUCGGUGAGUCCAUGCAAGAACCGUUAAGCUAUUACCAUAAUAACAUCACGGGUACCUUGGUUUUGCUGGAAACCAUGCAGAAAUAUGGUACCAACAAAUUAGUAUUCUCGUCCUCGGCAACUGUUUAUGGCGAUGCUACCAGGUUUCCGGACAUGAUUCCUAUCCCCGAAGAAUGCCCCACAGGACCAACGAAUCCCUACGGAAAGACAAAGCUGGCAAUUGAGGGAAUCCUUGAGGAUCUCUAUAACAGUGAACCGAAUCGUUGGAAAUUUGCAAUUUUGAGGUACUUCAAUCCAAUAGGUGCGCAUCCGUCUGGUUUCAUAGGGGAAGAUCCGUUGGGAAUUCCUAACAACUUACUACCUUUUAUGUCCCAAGUUGCUGUGAAGCGGAGACAAAAACUAUUAGUUUUUGGGAACGACUACGAUUCCCACGAUGGUACACCGAUUCGGGACUACAUUCACGUUGUCGACCUCGUGCGCGGCCACAUUGCCUCUCUCAGAAAGUUGGAAACAGUUCAAAAUUCAAAAGGCAUUUGCAGAGCUUGGAAUCUUGGUACUGGAAAGGGGACUACGGUUUUGGAAAUGUAUAAGGCGUUUUCAUUGGCAUGUAAAAUUGAGCUGCCAUGUCAAAUUGUUGGUCGCAGAUCAGGUGACGUUCUCAAUUUAACCGCCAAGCCCGACAGAGCCACCAAGGAGCUCAACUGGAAGACUACCAGGAAUGUUGCCGACGCAUGCAAAGACCUUUGGACUUGGACAACUCGUAAUCCUUUCGGAUACAACGUUCGGGGGACUAUCAGCAGGUUUUUUGGGAAGGACGACGAUUAUCGUUCUCGCUUGGUUACAAUCGGAAAGGGUUCAGGGUUUGAACUUUCCUUCGCUAACAUGGGGGCCACACUUGUAGAUCUCGUUGUAGAUGGAAAGUCAGUUGUUCUGUCAUUGGAUAAUGAGAGCGAGUACUCUGACAGUUCGAAUCCUUACUUAGGAGCUACUAUUGGUCGCUAUGCUAACAAUAUAUCUGAUGGGAAAUUCAUGGUGCAAGGUAAAGAAUAUCGCCUUGGUCUUAACAAAGAAAAUGCAGCCGUGCAUAGCUCUACACAUUCAUUUCACACGCAAAAGUUCUUGGGACCUUUGGUGUAUCAACCCAGCAAAGAUGAGUAUCUUGUCAAGUUUGUGGUGGUAGAUGCCAAUGACGGUUUUCCAGGGACUGUGGAAGUCAGUGUAAUUUACCAUAUUAAUGUUAGGGUUCACACGCUAUCAAUCGAAUAUGAAGGACAUUUGGUAGAAGGGGAGGCCACCGUCAUCAAUCUAACAAAUCAUUCUUACUUCAAUCUGAAUCAGUUCAAAGCGACGAACUGUGACGAAACUCAAUUCGAGAUACUUUCAAAAGGUAUUGUCGAACUUGAUAAGGGCGGCCGACCAAGUGGAAGAGUCGCUAGACCGCCGAUGCCGUCGAAUUUCACGAUGCAUUCAAAAGAGGAUAAAUUCGAUACCUGUUUCGUCACAGGGUCCAGCGCCAGUAUCGACACGCGCUCCAAUGAAGCAUGCACUGUACUCACAGCACAACACUUGGAGUCAAAUCUGAAGUUGACCAUUCUGACUACCGAACCGACCUUUCAGUUUUACACCAAUGGCCCAGGUGCUGUGGGUCGUUACAGCGAGAGGUACGGGUUCUGUUGCGAGCCCGGGAGGUAUAUUAAUGCUUUGAAUGUGCCGCAGUGGGCUGACACUGUGCGUUUAAACAAAGGUGAGACGUAUGGAUCUCUUACGACAUACAAAUUUGAGACAAUCUCAUAG